This is a messenger RNA of Colletes gigas, 5372 nucleotides long. RefSeq names its product E3 ubiquitin-protein ligase listerin (gene Ltn1). Lineage: Eukaryota; Metazoa; Arthropoda; Insecta; Hymenoptera; Colletidae. Gene Ontology annotation, molecular function: ubiquitin protein ligase activity; zinc ion binding; ribosomal large subunit binding. Gene Ontology annotation, cellular component: RQC complex; cytosol. The record is from RefSeq and is a predicted model, not a curated record. The coding region runs from base 123 to 5246 and encodes 1707 amino acids. The transcript is spliced from 22 exons. Gene Ontology annotation, biological process: rescue of stalled cytosolic ribosome; ribosome-associated ubiquitin-dependent protein catabolic process.
CUUCAUUUGUCAACAUUCAGAAAUCAGCUGUUACAAACGUGGUUCUGGCAGAGAAUUAAAGGAGUAAAAUUAUUGUAGAAUUGCAAGAUCCAUUGUUUAAUGUUAUUCUUGGGGCAAUCAUCAUGGGGAAGAAUAAACAAGCGCAACGAACAAAAAACAAUGCAAGACCAUCAAAUAGUGGCCGCAGUGCAGAAUUUCUGGGUACUGCAUUGCCAAAUUUUGUUGGUUUCUCAGCUGUGAAAGAUGGUGGAUAUGUACCUAUAUUACCAGGUUUAUCUCUCUGUAGUAUAAAUGAGAUAGAAAUGAGCAAUGUUGAUAGCAAUUUUCAACUAGUGUUGAGAAAAAUGAAUAAAAAAGAUGCAACAACUAAGUACAAAGCCUUGCAAGAAUUUGUUGUCCUGUGUAGAGAUUUAGAAUUAUCAGCUGUUGAAGGAAUGUUACCAUUUUGGCCACGGAUAUAUUGUACCUUAUCUAUAGAUAUAGAACAUAGAGUAAGAGAAGCUACACAAUUGGCACAUGCAGCUGUUGUGAAACGUGUAGGCAAGAGCAUAGCAUUGUAUUUGAAACAACUUGCAGGAGCUUGGUUCAUUUCACAACAUGAUACAUACCCCCCUGCUGCAUCAGCUGCUACUAAUUCAUUCAAUGACACAUUUUCGCCAAAAAAAGUUAUUAAUGCUAUUGUGCAUUGCCAGUGUGAAAUUUUAACAUAUAUCUGUGAUAGCAUUACUGUUCAUACACCACAGUCUUUGUCUCUGCAAAAGAGUCUCACUGCAGAAGAAAUGGAAGCAAAGUACCAAAGGUUGUUAAUAGCAAGUGUAAAAGCUUAUAGUUUUUAUUUAAAGACAAUUCCUGUUCAGGAGAUUGAAAAAAUGAUCGAUAUUCAUCAAAAAAUUAUAAACAAUAACAAAUUUUGGAAGUUAGAGAAGUAUGAUGCUUUAUCUGUUAAAACAGCAUUUUUCAAUGUGUUAACAUCACUGAUUGAGAAUACUGCUAUACUGAUACAAGAAGAAAAAAAGAGAACUGUAACAACUAUUAUGAAUAAUCUUGAUGAAACAGAACCUGCACUCUUGUCUGCUAUAUGGGAAUGUGUGCUUGUAACUAUAAAUAAAAUACAGGAUUGGUAUUGUGUAGUGAGCAUUGAAAAACUAGUAUUGCCAAAAUUAUGGCGUGUUUUACGAAGUGGUGGACAAUGUUGUGCUAGUAUUGUUUACCCAAAUUUGUUACCAUUUAUCAGUCAGUUUCCAAAACUAAAUGUUGAUGCUUAUAAUUUGUACAUAAACUUUUUUGAUAAUAUGCGACAAGGAUUUUCCGUAAAAAACGUACAAAUGGGCCGUUCAGAAAUGUUUGCAAUAGCAACGUCAUUUGUUGAAUGUUUACGCUAUUCUAUUCUUCUAAAUGUUAAUAAUCAAGAUUUAUGCAGUGCACUUCUCAAAAAACAGCUUAUGCCAUGCCUAGAAAUAUGUUUAAAGGAAAAUACUCCUAUGAAACAAAUACUUUUUUGCGAAAUUACACAAUUAGUGCGGUAUUGGAGUAAAAAUCGAUAUAACAAAGAUUACAAAUCAUAUUCCUACUUAAUACAAGAAUUUUGGCGUGAACUCAAUGCGCUGUUCCAUUCAAUCAUAGACGCAUCCAACAAUUUUGAAUCAGAUACAAGUAAUUCUCAAAUUGAGUUCUUGAUUACAUUGAAAACAGCACCUGUACACGGCCGUAAAAAUUUAAAGGUGAAAUUUUCUAAUUCAGAAGGGGAUAUAAAAGUUAAGUCUCAAACUCAAGAUACAAAAAUUGAUAAGGAUACUGAAUUCCUUGCUGAGCUGAAUAAAUUUGUUCAUUCCCUUUGCAUAAAAUAUUUCAAUGAAAUCACAGAACAUCGCACUAAAAAGUAUAUCACAUGCUUAAAUAAACUUAUAACGUGCUUUGAAAGUGAAGAACUUACAAACCUAUCAGAGUCUUCGGAAAUAAAAAUAAACUUCUUUAAUUUCUAUGAUCAAAUUUUACGAAAUUGGUUACUGGAACAAUCGAUAGGAACAGAAGAUAUAGUAGAAUUAAUAUUCAAUAUCAUUAAGUACAUGAAUGAUGCUGAGAAAAAUGAUGUUUUAAAGUCACUUACACAGUUUGAAAAUAUUGUGACAAUAAGAAGCAUUCUAUAUUGUGCUCUAUCAAAGAAACAUAGAAAUGAUCCAGUAGUAAAGAAAUGGUGUUCACAAUCUAGGAUGACUAGUUUAUUGUUAGAUGUAGUAAAAGAAAUUGCUUCAGGCGAUUAUUCUGAAUUAGAGAAAAAUCAGAGUCUUAUUUUAUUAGCCUUUGAGCCUUCUGACGAUGGCAAUUUAUUAAUAAAAGAAGAGGCAAUCAAUGAAAUUGUAUCUAUACUUUGUAAUUCAAUUCGUGAAGUGGAUGAAACGUGUUUGUUACAUUUUGCAAAAUUAAUUUCUUGUAUUGUUCCAUUGACAUGGACUCAUGAACAGUUGAAAUUAGGAGCUGUACAUGUUUUAGAAACGCUCUUUGAAUUAUGUUCUCAAGACUGUUUUAGUAACAAUUCCACUUUUAUUGAAAUAAUGCAUGAUGUAUGGAAAAAGGGACUCCUGCAAGCUACACAAAAACUAGCUCAACCAGCACUGAUGGAGUUGACUAAAAAGUUUGCAGCCAUUAUAUGGAAGAAGAUAUAUAACUCAAGCGAAGAGCAUACCAAAGAAAUAUUGGUGGGCAUAGCAGCUGAUUUUCUUGAAGUUAUAAUCAAUAACCAGGUCUAUAUAAAUGAAGAUUAUGAACAAGAAAUUAUUUUAACAUUUUUAACAGAUGUGAAUAUAAAUGCAUGGAUGGCUGAUGUAACUGGAAUAAUUAUGUAUGGCGAAGUAAUAAGUGGUAAAUUAUAUGUAUCCACUCUUGAUCAGAGGAUACAGAUUUAUCAAAAUUCCAUGUCCAUUGAUUUAAUUAGUACUACAGUAAUAGAUAAUACCGAGAAUUGUUUAAAAUGGGCAUUAUUUAAUGCAAAUUUAUUAAAUAAUCUGUGCUUAAGAUUAAAAAACAGAGACGAGGAGGAAGAUGAAGGAAAGGAAACGAAUAUUGAAAAAUCAUUGAUACACAAUAUGAAUUUACCAGGAGUUACAAAUCUUUUAAUAAAUAUUAUAUAUACAAUUAUUUUAGGACGAAUUUAUACAAAUUAUUACAAAUCUACUAAACAUUACAGCAACGUAAUUAAUAUUUUAACAACUGUUGAAACUAGUUUUAAACAAAUACAGAUGUAUAUUAAUGAAGACAUUUAUACUGAAAUUGUGAAUCACAUAAAUAUGAAUUAUUCAAACUAUGGCAGUAUGUUACCAUACAUAAUACACUUUUGUUGCACUGAAUUAUCUAUAAAGAAGAAAUCAGAAGAACUACUUAAAAUUUACAGCAAUAUUAAUUUAUCUACUGAAAAUAAUGAUAUGUAUCUUCAAGGACAACAGAUUCUGUCAAAACUUCAAAGUUCGGAAGACACUUCAAUAGCAACAGAUGAUGUUCAUGUAAUGAUAGCAGCAAGAAAUGUGCUUAUUAAUCAACAAACCAAUUUGAAUUAUUCUAAAAUUUUAGAAAAAUUAAUAUCGUAUGAGAAGGAAAACCCUAUGCUAUUACUUCUUGAUUGUGAUAUCUCACAGAUUCCGUGGGAAAAACUAACUUUACCUUUGGAAGUUAUAAGAUUUCUAACGGAACUUAUAACGCAAAUUCCAUCGAAUUUAACAUUCGAACACUGGAAUUUUAUUUCGAUAUCUUUGGCUCUGUGGCAAUUGACCAUUGCGAAAUCAGAACAGAACGCUAAUGACUUCAAAGUAUCUACACUGACAGUAGCCGUUUGUCAGCUUUACCAUGCGUUCCAGAAUUUAAUUAAGCAAUACGAACAAGGACAGAUAACAGACUUACCGAAAAUGUUGUUAGAGGAAUGGAACAAUUUUUUCGUUGGUGUUAUACAAAGCGGAAUUAUUAAAUCCUGGAUGUUUUACGCAAAUUCUUAUAAUGAAAAAACAACAGGAUUGAAACCUGUCGUAGUGUUGGAUCAUCUAGGAAAAGCAGUGAAAAUAUCAGACGGAAAUAUACUCUUCGAAAAUCAAUCAAACGUGUCUCCCGAAGUACCCGUUGAUUUGAACCAAACUGUACAAUUGUCGCUAAAAUUAUUUCAGUCUCCCGUAGUUAGUAUACAAUUGGGCGCAUAUCAUUUGUUAAAACACGCAGUACCGGUGCUUGUGAAACAAGACAAAGCAACCGUGGAGUUAGAAAACUUUGAUGCGAAUAAUUUGAACAUUAAAAAAGUGGAAGACGUAUUGCAAAGUACGCAGAACAUCGUGAACGCUAUUUUGAUGGAUUUCAAAUUAUGUGAUACAGUUAGUUGCACUAUCCAACCAUACACGGAUUCCUACACGUACACCGUGGGGUAUUUAUUAUCCUGGGCUAUCGUCUUAGACAUGUGUGCGAAUGCUCAUGGAGAUCUGCUCUAUCAGUAUGCCGAAAUACUCAAAGAUAAUUUCUUCCCGAGUUUAUUAAAUAACAUAUUCCGUUUAAUGCCGGUAGAGGUACUCCAAGAUAAUAAGAAUAAAGGUGCAAAAUUAACGGAGAUAUUUUCUACAGAACCAUCUCUCGAUUUUAGAGAAAGUUGGACGGAAUGGAGAUUGGAUCAUAUAGUGUGCUGGUUAUACACAAAUAGUUUAAGGCAUUUGCCAGUGUUGGUAAGGCAAUGGUGGAGCACCAGCGACAGUAGAGUCAGUGCUGCAGUAGACAAGAUCACAACGCAUUAUAUUAGCCCUAUGCUUUGCCAAGAGGAGCUUUCAAAUAACAAGUUACAUAUUAGUGAAAAUAUGCAAGUAAAGGUUCAUCCAACGUUCCGUGAAGUUGUAGCCUUGUAUCAGAUGGCUGACACGAAAUUGGAGCUCACUAUCACCUUGUCAACUAAUCAUCCUUUGGGACCAGUUACGGUCGAACCUGGACAACAUACAGGUGGAACUGCAAAUUGGCGGAAUUGUCACAUGCAGUUGUCCAUAUUUCUUACGCAUCAAAAUGGAUCUGUAUGGGAUGGUCUUGCAUUGUGGAAAAAGAAUUUAGAUAAGAAAUUCGCCGGUGUCGAAGAGUGUUACAUAUGUUUCAGUAUUUUUCAUAUGAGUUCAUACCAAAUACCGAAAUUAUCGUGCAAUGGAUGCCGGAAGAAGUUUCACACAGCUUGUCUGUAUAAGUGGUUCAGUACAAGCCAGAAAUCCACCUGCCCCAUAUGCAGGAACGUAUUCUAAUUAUCUUGUAUUAUUUACGAACAAAAUUCUUAGCUUUAAGUAAACUGAUACAUAUAAGUUGUGUAUACCUAAUCAAUGUAUAUUACGUAAAUUAAUAAUAAAUUUGAGUUUAUAAUAACAUGUUAU